Brassica napus (rape) is the source of this 1495-nucleotide messenger RNA. RefSeq names its product protein LIGHT-DEPENDENT SHORT HYPOCOTYLS 5. NCBI's taxonomy places the organism in Eukaryota, Viridiplantae, Streptophyta, Magnoliopsida, Brassicales, Brassicaceae. Gene Ontology annotation, cellular component: nucleus. The record is from RefSeq and is a predicted model, not a curated record. Bases 786 to 1337 code for a protein of 183 amino acids. Gene Ontology annotation, biological process: response to light stimulus; mRNA transcription. The transcript has a single exon.
AUGAACAUGCAACAUAUGUCAACCCGACUGAGUUGGGCGAGUGGUUAGAAUUUCGUGGUUGAGGUGCCCAUGGUGCCAAUACGCCCGGGUUCGAAGCCUCACGCUGCAAACAAUUCUCUCGGGCCACUGGGGCAUUAUUACAUGGAGCUCGUCAGCGCCAGGAGGGGGAUUAGUCCUUUGGGCCUAGAAAGCCUUUGGGGAAACCCUGAAUUCCUUAAAAUUCAAAAAAAAAAAAACAUAUGUCAUAAGAUAUUACAACAAAAAUCAACGGAUAUCCACUAAGGAAAAGUUAUAACCUAAUCAUGUAAAUUGCCAUUAAUUAAUAUACUUAUAAGCCUAAAUCAUUAGGUUUUGCUAACACUUUAUAUUCAUUUGUUUUCUUAAUCAAAACGUAAAAGUAGAUGUGAAUUUAUCUUUUUCUCAAAAAAAUAGAUGUAAAAUCUUUAAUUAACAAGACGUCCCAUAAAAAAAUCUAAGACAUAGGCAAAAAAAUUCUAAAAACACGGUGGGUAAAAGAAAUUAGAUGGAUCUCAAUUUCCAUUUUCUCCUUUUCUGUUUCACACUGAAAUAAAAAUGAUGAUGGGACGUAUAAAAAGGUGAGAAACUACAAUAUGAAUAAUCAAAUCCAACUUGUUGCUUGUGACUUGUGACUUAACAUAAGAUAAGAACUCAUCCUUUCUUUCUCUCUCAGACACACGACCCACACACACACACACAGAGAUUCACAAGCAAAAUCAAGAACCCUAAAAUCUAAAGAACGUCCUGACAUAAUCACACGAUCAAAAAUGGAGGGAGAAACCGCAGUGAAGGCAGCGGCAAGUUCCUCAUCAUCACCAAGCCGCUAUGAGUCGCAAAAGAGACGAGACUGGAACACUUUCCUACAGUAUCUAAAAAACCACAAGCCACCUUUAACCCUGUCUCGUUGCAGUGGCGCACACGUCAUCGAGUUCCUUAAGUACCUCGACCAGUUUGGUAAGACCAAAGUCCACGUCGCGGCUUGUCCCUUCUUCGGAGUACCGUACCCACCGGCUCAGUGCACUUGCCCUCUCAGGCAGGCUUGGGGAAGCCUCGACUCUCUCAUCGGCCGUCUAAGGGCUGCGUUCGAGGAAAUCGGCGGUGGUCUUCCAGAGUCAAACCCUUUAGCUGCCAAAGCGAUUAGGAUCUAUCUUAAAGAAGUACGUGAAACUCAGGCUAAGGCUCGAGGGAUUCCAUACGACAAGAAGAAACGGAAACGACCUCGUACAGCUAAGGAAACUCAGAAGCCCGAUGAUGGAGAAGGUGCCGGUGGAAGUGGAAGUGGUGAUUCUGCUUUGGUUAUUUCUGCAACUGUGGUAUAGUCCAAAUAUAAGAUGCUAAAACUAAAUAUAAGAAAACUUUGGCAUAGUAAUUCUCUCCGUGUUCUUUACUUUAUAAAUUUUAUAUGUUGUGUAGUCGUUUAUUUGAGUUGUAGAAUGCAAUUAUAAAUGGAAAAGACGGAUCAUAGAUUAUUAUAACA